AUGGUCUACACUCUCGUCGUGCACCUUUACGCAAAGGAUGACCAGGAGUGCAUCAACAAGUUGAUCGCAAAGCUCCAAGAAGCUUCUCAGGUCUACACUAACGACAAGGAGUGUCUUGGCUGGUUCGUCAUGCAAGACACCAAGGACCCCCGCGCCUUCACCAUCGUCGAGCGCUAUGCCCAUGAGAGCGUAAGUUCCACACUUCCCUUCCACCCUCUANGCCAGAAAUACCACCUCGAAAACCCUUACUGGCAGACUUUCGACAAAUACGUUAUCCCUUUGUUGGCCAAGGAUAUGGAUUUGCGCCGCUUGAAUGAACUUGUGGAUGAGAAGUCUGAGCAGGUGAGAGUGGAGCAGGAUCCCAAGCUUUGGGAGGAGGUCAAGAAGCAUCAGACUUACUAA
Messenger RNA from Aureobasidium musti, 402 nucleotides. The record is from the annotation of a GenBank genome assembly. NCBI's taxonomy places the organism in Eukaryota, Fungi, Ascomycota, Dothideomycetes, Dothideales, Saccotheciaceae.